AUGUCUAUCAUUCAAGAAGCCCCGCUGGGCCAGCUGCUAUAUUUUAUCACGGGAGGAAAAGUGUUUGCAUACCCGGAGGACAAACCUGGGUUCGAGAUACCAUGGGAGCAUGUAACUGUUGCGGAAAAGACUGCCGACCUUGAGACUUCAGCAGAAACUCCAGAUACCACAGCCUUACCGGAGAAAGACCCUCUCGAUGAAUCCACUCGGCCACCAGCGCAUGCGGAUGGGAACGGUCUUGCUCAUGUUCCAACAACUAGAUCCACGGAAGCAAGGCCGGGCCUCACAAGAUCCUCGACCACUUCGCGUUCGUUGACUCGUGAACAAACUUUGCCUUACUCUCCCGAACGGUUCGACGUCGAGCAAUCAGAGAGUCUUGAGCGGGGACACAGCAGCAUCAUUGUGCCCCAGAAGACCUCUGACGGGGUGGUCCUUGUGGACUGGUAUACUACCGAUGAUCCCGCGAAUCCCCAGAACUGGAACAGUUGGAAGAAAGCCUUGGUCGGCCUGCAGAUCUUCCUGUACACUUUUGCCGUCUACUGUACAUCAGCCAUAUACACACCGUCACAGGAAGGAGUCAUGAGACAGUUUGGUCUAACAUAUGCUGAAGGGAGUGUUGGCUUGAGUAUUUACGUUGCUGGCUAUGGUAUAGGUCCUCUGAUCUUCAGCCCUCUAAGUGAGAUACCGAUCGUGGGGCGCAACAUACCCUACAUCAUCAGUUUUACGCUCUUCGUGAUCCUAUGUGUUCCUACCGCGUUAGCAGACAGCUAUGCUUCACUUCUAGUUCUGCGUUUCCUGACUGGUUUCAUGGGAAGUCCUGCCCUUGCGACAGGCGGCGCCACGAUGCAAGACAUGUAUGGCCUUUUGAAACUUCCAUAUGCCUUGACCGCCUGGGUGGCAGCCGCUUUCUGUGCCCCGGCGCUAGGUCCACUGUUAUCCGGGUUCUCCGUCGUUGUCAAAGGCUGGCGAUGGAGUCUUUGGGAGUCGCUGUGGAUGUCAGGUCCGGUGCUUGUGUUCAUGUUCAUCUCUAUGCCGGAGACAUCAUCCGCCAACAUCUUGCUCCGAAGAGCGAAGCGUCUGCGUAAAUUGACGGGCCGUACAGAUCUGAGGAGCCAAAGCGAAAUCGACCAAGGCAACACGACCCUAUCCAAGAUUAUUGCAGAUCAAUUGAUCAAGCCCACCGAGAUCUUCCUCCGAGACCCUGCCGUCUUCUUCACCAAUGUCUACACAUCGCUUAUUUACGGUAUCUACUACUCCUACUUCGAGGCGUUUCCUCUCGCCUACAUCGGAAUUUACGGCUUCAAUCUUGGACAGCUCGGACUCGUCUUCCUGUGCAUCAUUGUCGGGUGCAUCCUUGGUAGUGCGACUUACUGCUCCUACGUGUACUUCUAUCUCGAGCCAGAUAUCAAGAAAAACGGCCUCCGUGCACAGGAGCAUCGACUAGUGCCGGCGUUAUUCUCCUCGAUGCUUCUUCCAAUUGGCAUGUUCUGGUUCGGAUGGACCGUGAGGGACGACAUCCACUGGAUAGUCAGCGUCAUUGGACUGACAUUCUUCGCCAUGGGGGCAUUUAUUCUAUUCCAGUGCAUCUUCAUGUACUUGCCUCUCACAUACCCUCAAUAUGCCGCAUCUCUCUUUGCAGCCAACGACUUCUGCCGUUCAUCCAUGGCCGCGGGGUGUAUCAUCUUCGGCCAUCCGCUCUACGUCAACCUGGGCAUUGGUCGGGGCAUCAGCAUCCUCGCUGGAUUGCUGUGUGGCGGAGUCCUGGGUAUCUGGGCCCUUUGGUACUUCGGCGCUACGCUCAGGGCCCGCAGUCGCUUUGCGAUUUGA
This is a messenger RNA of Exophiala bonariae, 1827 nucleotides long. RefSeq lists its product as uncharacterized. Gene Ontology annotation, molecular function: fluconazole transmembrane transporter activity. Gene Ontology annotation, biological process: xenobiotic detoxification by transmembrane export across the plasma membrane. NCBI's taxonomy places the organism in Eukaryota, Fungi, Ascomycota, Eurotiomycetes, Chaetothyriales, Herpotrichiellaceae. The record is from RefSeq and is a predicted model, not a curated record. Gene Ontology annotation, cellular component: plasma membrane. The transcript is spliced from 4 exons. The coding region runs from base 1 to 1827 and encodes 608 amino acids.